Molecule: messenger RNA, 890 nt
Organism: Dioscorea cayenensis subsp. rotundata (Guinea yam)
Lineage: Eukaryota; Viridiplantae; Streptophyta; Magnoliopsida; Dioscoreales; Dioscoreaceae
Product: PRA1 family protein F3-like
Exons: 1
Coding region: 38-616 (192 amino acids)
Biological process (GO): vesicle-mediated transport
Cellular component (GO): Golgi apparatus; endoplasmic reticulum
Source: RefSeq, a predicted model, not a curated record
AAGCCCUCUCAAACUCUCCAUCUCUCCACCGACGACGAUGGCGGGCUACGGCACGAUCCCUACCUCGUCGGCGCCGGAAUCCGGCCAUACUAUGGACUUCAUCUCUCGAGCCAAGGAGAGAGGCUACUCCGCCCUCGCCACUCGCCGGCCAUGGCGCGAGAUGGUCCAUCGCCACGCCUUCAAUCUCCCUCCAAGCCUCGGCGAAGCCUAUCUCCGGAUCCGCACCAACAUCGCCUACUUCUCCAUGAACUACGCCAUCAUCGUCCUCGUCGUCGUCUUCGUAUCCCUCCUCUGGCACCCCAUCUCCCUCAUCGUCUUCCUCCUCACCAUGGCUGCCUGGCUCUUCCUCUACUUCCUCCGCGACGAGCCGAUUGUCCUAUUUCAUCGAACCAUCGGUGACCGCACGGUCCUCAUCGUCCUCUCUGUCGUUACCCUUGUCCUCCUCCUUUUCACCAACGCCACCGCCAACAUCCUGAUCUCGCUGCUCGUCGGCCUCAUCGUCGUGUUGCUGCACGCCGCGAUGAGGAGAACGGAAGAUUUGGGCUCUGAGGAGGAGGGCGCUGGCCACUGGUACUCUGUUGUUGGGGAGACCUUCAAGGGCUCGCCAUCGUCGUAGCGCUUCGUGAUUCGAUCUCAUCUAUCCAGGCAUGUCGCAUGUUCCUUUUGUGCCAGAGUGUUACUGAUCCUUGGCAUGCUGCAUAUUUGGUUUCACUCUUCUUCUGAUUUUUCUACCAUUUGUGCAAUUCCAUAUAAUAUGUUUGCUUUGAUUGUGAAUUAGUAUGUUUUGAAGUUCCACAAAAUAUGUUUGCUUUGAUUGUGAAUUAGUAUGCUUGUGAAGUACUCGUUCAUUUUAGACAUUGGGAUCAAAUUACAUCUUUUCAUUGUUUCUA